AUGGAUCUGUUGGAGACGCGUUCUUUGAAAAGUGCCUCAAGACCGAAGCUGGUCUUUGCGGGUGACGUUGUUGGUUACGAUAGUAUCAUGGGCAUGAUGCCAUACGACCGGACCUUCCGACUGCAUCGCAAGCUCACAGCUACCCAAGUCAGUGGCAAGUCUAUUGGUAGAUUUGAGCCUAUCCAGGAACUCGAGAUAUCCCGACUGCUGAAGCGCAUCUACAACGACCACAACAGUGACAACCUGCCAGAACAUCUUAACCAAGUAUCAGGAUCCAUCAUGCUCCGCAUUCUCUACAAUUACGAGACCGACCCCAAUAAAAACGACCAUAUCGUCUCCAUGGCCAACACAGUCAUGGAAGAGUUCUCGAAAGCGACAAGCCCAGGUGCUUGGGCAGUGGACUUAGUACCAUGGCUCAAGUACCUUCCAGAGUGGAUACCCGGCGCAGGCUUCAAAAAGACAGCCAAGGUCUUCCGGGACCAUCUACUACAAAAUGUCAAGGAUCCUUACAAUUACGUGAGAGAUCAGAUGGCCCGCGGCAAUGAUCAUGUCUCGUACGUUGCCGGUUUGGUUGAAGACAUCCAUCGCAAGAUCGAUCCUGAAGAGGAGAGUGUCAUCCAGUGGACGGCGGCUUCUAUGAUGAACGCUGGCACGGAUACAACUGGCGCCACGCUACUGUCCUUCUUUGCCGCCAUGGUGAUCUACCCUGACGUACAAAAGCGAGCACAGGAAGAGAUCGACCGCGUUGUUGGGCAUUCCCGCCUCCCUUCCUUCGCCGACAAAGCCAACCUUCCUUAUAUCAACUCGAUCGCCCAAGAAGCACUACGCUGGCACACACUCGCACCUAUGGGUUUCCCACACAUGACUACAGAAAACGACAUCUACAAAGGUUACUUUAUCCCUAAGAACAUUCUUUUGUUUCCCGCAGUAGCCUCCGUCACGCAUGACCCCGAUGUAUAUCACGACCCAAUGGCUUUCAAACCUGAACGGUACUCCGAGCCGUACAGCGAGCCUUCGCCGGCUGAUGUAGUGUUUGGAUUUGGGCGUAGAGCUUGCCCGGGGAAGUGGAUUGCCGAACAGACGAUGUUUUUGAUUAUUGCACAGACUUUGGCUACUUUUAAUAUCGAGAAGGAUCUUGAUAAGGAUGGGAGAGAGAUAGACGUGGUAUAUGAGCAGUUGCCAGGAGUUAUUUCCAGGGUGAAGCCUUUUCCGCAUAGGAUUGUACUUAGGAGUGAAGGUCAUAGAAGAUUUGUUGAAUGA
Fusarium graminearum PH-1 is the source of this 1260-nucleotide messenger RNA. RefSeq lists its product as uncharacterized. Gene Ontology annotation, molecular function: monooxygenase activity; iron ion binding; heme binding. Bases 1 to 1260 code for a protein of 419 amino acids. The record is from RefSeq and is a predicted model, not a curated record. NCBI's taxonomy places the organism in Eukaryota, Fungi, Ascomycota, Sordariomycetes, Hypocreales, Nectriaceae. The transcript is spliced from 3 exons.